Malassezia vespertilionis is the source of this 1002-nucleotide messenger RNA. RefSeq lists its product as uncharacterized. Gene Ontology annotation, biological process: ergosterol biosynthetic process. The record is from RefSeq and is a predicted model, not a curated record. Lineage: Eukaryota; Fungi; Basidiomycota; Malasseziomycetes; Malasseziales; Malasseziaceae. Gene Ontology annotation, molecular function: C-4 methylsterol oxidase activity; iron ion binding. Bases 1 to 1002 code for a protein of 333 amino acids. The transcript has a single exon.
AUGAGCAUCAAAGUCCGGUCGGGGCCACACCCCAAGGCGGACUCAUGGAGAAGUAAACCGAAUCUGCCUAUUUUCCAUCGCAUCCUGAGUGGCCUGAACAUUUUCCCUCCUCACUCAGAUGAAGUAUACAAGCCAGCACCGGGCGAGAAAAUGCCGGUUUCCCGAGACUUAUAUCAGGUCUUUUCUCCCCUCCCGCUAGCAUUUGUUCCUUUCGGAUUGUUAUAUUGGUACUAUAACUACGUAUCUGCGGAAAUGCCAAGUCCGCUUACCGUGUGGAUGGGCCUUAUUUUGCAUACGCUUGUGUUUGGUGGUAUUACCAUGUGGUACUUCAACGCCCUCGUCCGCAAGCAUGGGUACCUCGAUGCAGGCGUCGGUCGUGACACUGUUUCCUAUGAUUUGGUGCCCAAGGUUGGAUUUGAAAUUUUUGGUGCUGCAAUCUUGCGCCCUGCUGUGGUUGUGUUAGGCUGCUACGAUCCCAGUCAGCCUCCUCGCCUUUCUUGGUGGCUUCCUGUUCAGCUUUUCAUGCUUACGUUGACGGAGGACUUUACGUACUACUGGUUCCACCGGUUUUGCCACGAGGUUGACAGUGCAUGGUCGAUUCAUCGGCGCCACCAUACUACCAAGCACCCCACUACGAUGUUGCUUGGGUAUGCCGACGACUUGCAAGAGUUUGUCGACCUGAUUGGGUCUCCCAUUAUCAGCUGGUUUAUGUGCCCUUUCGGAUUUGAAGUUACUGCGACUUGGAUAUAUAUUCUCGUGUUUGUCCAGCUGGCAGGCCACACUGGACUUCGGAUGCAUUUUGGAGCCAUUAUGACUGGGCCUUUCCUGCGUCCGUUCGGGCUUGAGCUUGUCGUGGAAGACCAUGAUUUGCAUCACAGGCAUGGCUGGAAGGACUCGUACAAUUACGGCAAACAAUCGCGGUUCUGGGAUACGCUGUACGGUACUGCAGGGGACCGAGUUGAAGGUUUUGAAGAAAACCUUGAUUAUAACUUAACCCACUGA